Molecule: messenger RNA, 1512 nt
Organism: Acanthopagrus latus (yellowfin seabream)
Lineage: Eukaryota; Metazoa; Chordata; Actinopteri; Spariformes; Sparidae
Gene: nup43
Product: nucleoporin 43
Exons: 8
Coding region: 150-1268 (372 amino acids)
Cellular component (GO): nuclear pore outer ring
Molecular function (GO): protein binding
Source: RefSeq, a predicted model, not a curated record
CCGAUUUGGUAGUUUGACCUUACAAGGCCACCGUAGCUACGUACAAAGCAGCAGGCGCGUACAUUCUGAUGUUGCUCAUGAAUGCUAAGCUAACACCAACAGUCCUUUUUUAUCAUUUAUCAUACUGAGUUGAGAGUGUUUUUGAGUCAAUGGAGAGUGUAAAUGCUAAGUACGUGUCGCAGAAAAUCAGUAAAACCAGAUGGAGACCAGUUUCACAUUCGUCUUUGCAGCAACCAGACAUCUUUGCGACGGGCUCGUGGGAUAACGAGGACAACAAGAUUUCAUUUUGGUCCAUUGGGAAUAAUGGAACCACUGGCAUGGAUGAUGGAUUUGAAGGAGACCCACAGCUGCUGUGUGAACACAAACAUGAUGGAGAUGUUCUGGACCUUCAAUUUUUGGACCAAGAAAGAAUUGUCACAGCGUCAUCAACUGGAGCUGUCACCAUCUUCCGCCACCACCAAAACAGUCAGACGAUAUCAGUUUCUCAGAGCUGGGCAAGAGCACAUCGUUACCCUUGUGACAAUGCUCCCUGUACUGGUGUUGUAUGCAGCAGUCCUGAGAUUGUCACUGUCGGUGAAGACGGCAGGAUCAUCGUCUUCAGAGCCGACCAGGAGGGAGUGGCUCGGGUUAUAGAGAAUGCGGACAGCAGCACGAUCCAUGCUGUGACUUACCUGAGGACAUCGGAGAUUUUGACGGUGAACUCUAUCGGCCAACUCAAGCUGUUUGACAUCAGACAACAGAGCAACUCGCCAUCCCAGAUUCUCUCUCUGUCAGGCGAUAGAGUCCCUCUGCACUGUGUGGACAGACAUCCGAACCAGCAGCACAUUGUGGCCACAGGAGGGCAGGAUGGCAUGCUCUGUGUCUGGGACGUGAGACAAGGCAACACACCCUUCUCACUCAUGGAGGCACACUCUGCUGAAAUGUGGGAAGUCCACUUCCACCCAUCCAACCCAGAUCAUCUGUUCACAUGCUCAGAGGACGGUUCACUGCUGCACUGGGAGACUUCCUCACCUUCAGACAUGCCCUCCUUCUUACAAGGUGGCAGGAACAACAGCAUGAUAUCUCGCAGUGCGAUGGCCCCCGCUGGAGGGAACCAGUCCCUGAUCAACGCCUGGCUCAGCGGAGACUCCAGUAAAGGCCGUCUGGAGACGACUCACAUGCUGCCCAGCCAGACGCUGUCCGUCAACAGUUUGGAUGUACUCGGACAAUGUCUUGUCUGUGGGACUGACGGAGAGGCUAUUUUUGUCAACAGACAGGUCCCGGUUUAAAAGAGUUGUUAGUGUACAGGACAGGAUCUGUUUAUUUCCAGUCAGGACAUGUUUUAUUGUCUCUUUCGAACAUACAGUGUGCCCAAAAUACUGUGUUCAAAAGGUUUUUUUGUGUGUAUUUGGUGUUUUUUUAGAUCAUCAUUCCAAGCAUCAUUCUGAGUAUUUCAAAUCAGCUGUACUUAUGUAUGGAUGACAUUGAAAACUGUUGAAAUAAAUAAAUUAAUGAAAAGGCUUUAUACAAAUG